ACCACCACUACCACCGCCCCUUCUCUUCCCCCACUCUCCAAGUUGAUGCCAAGGCAAGAGUCCCACAUCACACAGAUGAAUAGCCGGUCUGUUCCAGCAGCUGUGCUUUCCCUCCCACCGGGCAAAGGCACUGGAGAAUCCAGAAAGCGGCAGACUUGAUCUCUUCUACAGGCUCAAGAGGACUGAAAAGAAAACCCGGGAGGCCAAAGGAUGGGAUCAGAAGGGGAGAUGAUCAACCUUCAUACUGGUAAUCCUGGCUCCAGGACAGAACAUGUUAUCAACAUAAACCGUUAUGCAACCAAGAAAAGUGUGGCUGAGAGCAUGCUGGAUGUGGCCUUGUUCAUGGCCAACGCAGCGCAGCUGAAGGCGGUGCUGGAACAGGGGCCUUCCUUCCAAUAUUAUGCUGUCCUGACAGCUUUCAUCACCAUUUCCCUCUUCUUCCAGACAGCCAUCGGGAUACUCCUCAUUCUCAUGGCUCGAUUGAACCUGAAUGAUGUGGGGAAACAGCAACGUCUGGAUUUGCUCAACAACAUUGCCACAAUCCUUGUCUUCAUCACAGUCAUUGUCAACAUUUUCAUUACCGCCUUUGGUGUGCAGAAGACAGGACUUUAUCCAAGUGGCUAUGGCCGGAGAAUCUACUGAGCCUUGCAAGGGCUGGAGCACAUGACGGAUGAUCUGGAUUUUUUUUUUUACAAUUUUUCUGACCUCGGACCUGAUGUUCCAUAUAUGAGAAGCAACUUUUUGGGUCAACCCAGUUACAGACUUUUGAGAGGUUCUCUAUGGGCAUUCUUUCUACAAUGUGCUUGCUGCUCUGAAGAGUAGAAGAUAUUUUUUCUUAUUGCAGAAGCAGAACCUCUUCAUUUAAUUUAAGAUAUAGAAUAAUUGUCUUUCCCCCGAACUCACUGUUCUUUGUUUUCCCAACGUCCUGCAAUGAGAUCCACAAGCAAUUAUACAAAAGGGUUUAAUACAAGGGAAAGCUGCUUUGCUCGUAGGAAAAGAGUAGCAGCAGUCAAUAGGAACAAUUGUUUUGAAGUUUUUGAAAAAUUGGAUAUAUCUGCAAAUGAAUGAAAAACCUGUAAUAACUGGUUAAUAAGAAACAUUAGGAAUUACCAAAAUGAGUAUCUAGAGACACUAAUGUUGCAUGUGUCAGAAAAAAAUGAUGAAUUAAACCACCUCCUGCAAACAUACAGCAACCCACCUGCCUAGAGAACAACCUACUCAUUUUGGUUGUCUCUGUUCCCAUCACUCCAAUACAAAAAUAUAUCGGCAUUAACCAGCUUCUUGUUUAAAAGUGUGAGUCCCAGAAGAUCAUGUAUUGUAGGCUAACUUGGAAAGCAACCCAUUUCUUCCAGGUGUAAGCAUGAAGGAUAUCUCUAGUCUGAGUUCAGGGAAAAGAGAGGACCAGCUAUGAGGACAUUGAGAAAUAAGGAUACAUCACCUGGGUAACUUGUUUCUAAUUUCAAAAAGGGAUCAACCCACCUUCCAGCAUGGUGAAGGUGGCAUUGUGGAGGUAGAAGGGAGGAGAGUAGAAGUUUACAGAAGAAAUUGGUAAAGGGAAUGGUUCAGAAAUGGGCACAAAGAAAAGUAUAUUCUGGCUUCACCCAUGGCUGGCUUCAGCCCUACCUAUCACUGACAUGCAACUUCUGAUAGGCUACCUCCAAAGGGAUGUGUCCCUCAAAGAAGAAAAAAGGGUUUCCCACCCAAGAGCAUCCAUCAUGCCUCAGUGGUGGCACUGAGGUUCCAGUGAAGGCAUGGAGCUCUCACUGUUGAAAAGGCUACCAUGUGUGAUAUACCUGGAGA
This is a messenger RNA of Anolis sagrei ordinatus, 1800 nucleotides long. It is a transcript of the gene NINJ2, whose product is annotated as ninjurin 2. The record is from RefSeq and is a predicted model, not a curated record. NCBI's taxonomy places the organism in Eukaryota, Metazoa, Chordata, Lepidosauria, Squamata, Anolidae. Gene Ontology annotation, biological process: cell adhesion; tissue regeneration. Gene Ontology annotation, cellular component: membrane.